Messenger RNA from Daphnia pulex (common water flea), 2259 nucleotides. RefSeq lists its product as uncharacterized. Gene Ontology annotation, molecular function: cobalamin binding. Gene Ontology annotation, biological process: cobalamin transport. Lineage: Eukaryota; Metazoa; Arthropoda; Branchiopoda; Diplostraca; Daphniidae. The transcript is spliced from 7 exons. The record is from RefSeq and is a predicted model, not a curated record. Bases 419 to 1966 code for a protein of 515 amino acids.
AAAAGAAAAAUGAAAGUUAAUACCAUCAAAUCAAAAAGGGGCAGUGGAUGGUUACGUGACCGGAUAUGAAAUACAUUCGCGUUUCCCAUGGAAGCGCCAAGUCUUCGUCACCGUGGAGUUUAACAGCGCACGUGCGCACGUAGCAGAGACAACUCCCGCAGGAUCGAUAAGCUCCUCCUCCUUUUUCACAUUGACUUGAUUUCACUUGAUCCUUCUUUGCCAAGUAAAAACCCUCAGCUCGAGAUCUUUCCAUUUUCGUCCCUUAUUGAAGAAGAAGAAGAAGACGAGGAGAAGAGAAAAGAACAACAGAAAAGGGCAAACAACCAACGCGUUGGCCAGCCAGACGUUCGCCGCAACUCAACGUAAACGGCCACGCCGCUCCGCACCGCUUUUCACAUCGAGAACAACAUCUGCAUUCAUGGAUCGCCGGCCAAAAUCACGAGGAUUUCCACCUUUCAACAGGGGGACAGUGUCGGGAGGAUUGGCCACUUCUUCCGUGUCCUUGGCUUGCUUCAUUUUGCUGAUCCAUUUCUCGACCCCGGUAAUCGGUGCCCCGCAAAACAAUAACAACGCUGCCGGUGGUGGAUCGAUUCUGACCAUGGCGGCGGAUGACUUGAUCCAGCCGUCUGCCAGUUGGCUACUCGAACGAUCCAAACAAUCCGGCAGCUGGGGGGUUGACACGCCAAGGGCCCUCCUAGCCCUGUUGCGGGUCAUCGCCGAUCGUUCCGCCACCACAGGCGCGUCGUCCACCGUCAACUUCAAUCCCAAUAGUCUCCAAGGAUUGAUCCUGCGACAGGAAUUUGACAUUCAACUUCUUCUAUUUCUGCUCAGGAAUCAAGGAUCGACUCCGCAGGAGGAGCAGGCCAACACCCUGGAGCCCAGUCGCAGUCUGUUUGCUCUAACUUUAACGGCCAUGUGCCGCAACCCGAGGGAUUUCUACGGCCAGGAUAUUCUCGCGCCUAUCUUGGUCCUGGAAGAGGAUCACGAUGGAAAGCUUUUGCAACCGUUCACGUUCGCCUUCAAUGCGAUGGCCGUUUGUGCCGGAGGCGGGCAUCUCAAGCGACGUCACGUAGUCAAGCUACUCGAGUCCAUCAAUCAGCCGCCCGUCCAGACGCACAGCAUUGAUUUGCUGGCCAUGGUAGUUUUGGCUACUUCUUGCCUCUACCAGAGCAGCCCAAAGUAUCGUCAUUUACAAGACUUUUUGGAACAGCCACUGAAAAUGAUUGCGGCUCAGCAACAGCCGGAUGGCUCUUUUGAUCAUAACGUAGCGACAACUGCGCUGGCCAUUCAGGCUUUGAAAAUCCCUGGCCAACUGCUGGAAGAACAACCAACGGCCAAGCCAAUAACUUUGCCAGCAUGGCGUCCGGACUUGACUGUCGACUGGCUAAGGAGCCAGCAAAAGGCGGAUGGAUCAUUUGGCGAUUUGUUCACGACCAGCGAAGUUCUUCUAGCCCUGGCAACGCAACCUGGUUACGGUUUCCUUUACAGUCAAUGCUCUAAUCUUAACAAUCAGUCGGGCCAGCUCAAUACGACGACUACCCAGCCACCUCCAACCAUCCCUACGACUAUACCAUCCGCUGGAUCGUUAGGUGGCGAUCCGGCUCAGAAAGUCCACUUUACUUACGUCGUGUGGAUCGGGCAAAAUCGAUCGGACGUUUACGCGAUCCAGUUGACCGUUCCGGCCAACAGUUCUUUCUACGAGGCUAUGAAAAUUGCGGCCGAAGCCGAUCCGCGUUUCGAGUUCUCCGCCUCCGUCUGGCCCAACGGGCAUUACAUCCACACCAUAGGAGGUCACAGGGAUCAGUACAUUGGUUUCCAUUUCUGGCUCCUUUUCUGCAUGCCAAUGAUGCCGGAUCCCGCGAAUCCGCCUUCCGUCAUCGCACCUCAUUACGUCGCAGUCGGAGGUGUCGACGAUAUGUUUCCUAAAAAUGGAGACUACUAUCUUUUCUGGUACAAGGACGUUUAACAAUGAGGUCGUCCCGAAUUAAUCCUUGAUGUUUUACCCUUACGUCAGCUGGUUUUGUUGUCUGAUAUGUAGUCCAACAAGACGUGUCGCCAGAGGUCGCAAUUCAAUAUCGUAUUAUCGUUCCUAUUAGAAUUUGUUAUUAUAUUUCGUUCUGGAUAAUAAUGUUUUCAGCAUUUUUUUUCCUAACUUUUAACUCUCUCUUUCUCUCGGUAGACGAGUGUCUAAUUAGGAAUGACGCCCUUACAUGUAGCCCAACAGAUGUUUUAAACAGAACAAUACACACUGUCGGGCCA